GCCAGAUUACCUGUUGUUUCUUUUCGUUUUCUCUCGAUACUGUGCUCUAAAGUGAAACAUUUCAAUUUUUUUGACUGUUUUGCGCAAUGAACGCAACGUGUCUGUACUUUCGUAAGUUGUUUUCGGGUUCGCGCGAGCUGAACUACGGGAACACACUGCUGGUGCAGCGCGAUAAUGGGCAAUGGUGGUUAGGAUACGUUCAGGACAUUGAUGGCCCUUCUUUCUACGUUGACUUCGAUGCCGGCAGCACCAGUCCGCGGUGGAUUCAUUCCAGCCGUCUCUGGCCGCACCGUUUCCUCACUCAUGAACCCCUGCCUGAGGGGUCCUCGGUGCAGGUAGCGCUGCGGCGUACCCAUGCAGAUCCGAUGGUUUUCUGGUCAGGUGCCAUCGUGGACGAUGUGAAAACCGAUCCGUUCUGCGUUGUUCGUGUGAACGGUGACAAAGCGGACGGAAUACAACGCCAGCAUAUUAUUCAUCGGAAUUACUGCGCCGAAAAGCUGCCAACCCCAGAGGAAGGGGGAAGCUUCUUCGAACGCGUUACGGGGUUUCUGUAUCGGAAACACAUCAUUACGUUUUCCAGCGCCUCCAUGUUGCCAGACGUGGAUUUCAUCGCGACGUUUUUAAUCCGUACAUGUCGAUUGGUUUUGGGCAAGGGUGGUAAUGUCUGCGAUGCGAGUUGCCAUUUUAAUCGAUUUGUAAGGGUGGACGAGAUGUAUUUCGCGUGCAACGAACACGAGGAGGUGGGUGGAUCUUAUCCGGUCGACGCAGGGUGUAGAAUGUUCGUGAGAGUCGGACUGGAUACCGUCACGUUUAUCUGUGCCGAAAUGCAUGGUGACAAUGACGGCUACAGCAUGUUGUGGGAUGAAGCCUGCCUGAGGAAAGCUUGCGAAGACUAUCUGAAGGAGAAUCUGACAGUGGCGCCAAGGGCUGUUGGCGCGAUCCCGUGGGGCACGCUGCAGCAAGACGCAAAGGAAAUGUCCAUAAGUGAUCUUUUGCAUCCGAUCGUGGCUUCGAUAAUGGGUUACCUGGAUGUGGAUUCGCAACUGCGGACCAGUAGGGUUUGCGCGCUAUGGAGAUCACUUUUCCUGCAGCAUGUAAAGGGUCGGCACAUCCAGUUGGAUCUCUGCCCAGCGUGCGAAAAAACCCCGCGUGAAUUGUCCGGACAGUAUGCUGAAUGGGUCGAUCUUGGUCCCAAAGAAGAGUAUUUCAUCUAUCUCAAAUACAAACUGAUAACCACGCUGAAUCGCGUAGUUCCUGCGCGAACGCAGAUGCUGGCGCUGACGGAAGACAGAAAUCAUGCUCAUGCUGGGUUCUCGGCCCGACUGACAUGGAUCAGCAACGUAUUAGCUGCGAUGGGCGUCCGUCUGCCAGUAAUUAUGGUGAAGAACGGCCGAGAAUCCGCUUUCUGGGGAUCAUGUUUCCUGUGCAUUGACUGUAACUUUCACAGUGGAACCUGGGAAUGCAAGGGGUUAGCGAAGCUGAUGACGGUGUGUGAGCAGUUGGUGCUGGUUAACAUCGCUACGGAUACAUUAGUCACCGGAACAGCAUACAAGAUGUUGACGAUAUCGGAUUUGCCGGUUGAGAAGGCAUUGAUGCGCCAGUACGGAUCGCUCAGUAACAACGCUCUAUGUCCAGUAACCAUACCUCGGCUACGCUUUCGCUCGGUGGACACAUCCGCUGAACAGAUACGCAUUCUUCUGGCCGCGGCCAACGAUCAGUGCCCGGCCGUCAGUCAGCGGGUGUAUGACAAGGUCGCAGCAGUGCAUGCGCGUUGGGUGAGAUCGCUGGCGUAUCCGGGUCAGUGGAAUGGUAUUCGCGUUUUUCUGCAACUGUUUAAUUCUCUGCGCCCGGAUGACACUCCACAGCGAUGGGAUACGAUGGAUCUUCGCCUACUCGAUGUUGCUGCUUUGACCCCUAUCACUUUCGCAGCGCUGAAUGGAUUGUACAGAGAUUAAAAUACUAUACUGGAAAUACGGUUUCGGGAUUGCUUACGUUCAACUGCAUCCUCCAUUCCAAGUUUUUUCGGUUUGUUUACCUUGCGCCGCGGCGGGCUCGACUGGCGGGCACUAGUACGACAAUCGUGUGAGACUGUCAGCGGAUUUUCUGGAAUGAUUUGAGAACUGAGUAUAAGCUGUUUUAUGUUUAUAGAGAAAGGAGAUCAUUCACACAGUAUAGUACGUAUCCAUAAUAUUCCCUUUUUUUCUGAUGCCGCUUUACAUUUUGGGUGAAGUUGCGGGUGCCUGAGCCUCCGUUAUCGUUAGUAGAAAGAUAUCAAUGUUAUAAUUAUAUGACGGAGUAAUGGUCUGCAUUUCCUGCUAAUUCAGUUGUACUCAUUUUAAGUACUUAACAGUAAAUUCUAAGCUUUUCCACGAACAAUUAAUUAAUUGAUCUCCUUUCGCUGUUGUAAUUUCUGUACAGAGUACUGUGACAACUGACGGUACAAAGAAAUCUAGUGUCUUAAGCAGUGCUAGUAACUAUUA
Molecule: messenger RNA, 2480 nt
Organism: Paramacrobiotus metropolitanus
Lineage: Eukaryota; Metazoa; Tardigrada; Eutardigrada; Parachela; Macrobiotidae
Exons: 4
Coding region: 87-1955 (622 amino acids)
Molecular function (GO): protein binding
Source: RefSeq, a predicted model, not a curated record